Messenger RNA from Marasmius oreades (fairy-ring Marasmius), 1362 nucleotides. RefSeq lists its product as uncharacterized. The record is from RefSeq and is a predicted model, not a curated record. Lineage: Eukaryota; Fungi; Basidiomycota; Agaricomycetes; Agaricales; Marasmiaceae. Bases 1 to 1362 code for a protein of 453 amino acids. The transcript has 8 exons.
AUGAAUAUGAGCUCUAGCCUCAAAAGAUCUACUUCUGACUCUCGCCCUCCUUCACCCCCCAGAAAGAGAUUCACGCCUGCUUUCUCGUUUCGGACGCAUCUCUCGGAGAGCUCGUUGGCUUCUAAGCAACACUACGAUCAUCAGACUAGAUCAAACAUUGUUGAUGCAGUGUUAACGCCUGUCUCUGCUCAUUCCAGAGAAACAGGAACACCGUUCUAUCAAUGCGACAUGAUUGCUAUCACCAAAGCGGAGAAGGAAAUAGACAGACUCAGAGACGAGUUGUAUGUCGCUAACAGGAAACUCGAGGAUGAGGAACGCGAAUUGGAUUCACGUACGAAAACGAUAUUGAAUUUACUCAAGGAAAAGGACGACAUGAAGGAGAACUAUGAGGCUUUGUUGCGCGAAAAGGAGGCUGCCAUUAGUAACCUAACCGCCAGAAUCGGGAAAGAUUUCCCUUCUAGGGGACACGAAGAGGAGGAAAAUCCGCCUCAAGACGAAGAUGAGGACAACAUAUCAAUAAUCGAGAUCACCUCGAGUGACUCACCGCAAGACGAUGAUUAUUUUGAAAGGCAUUCUGACGAAGAAAAUACCAGUGAUAAAGAAGCUACCUCGACGCCCGUACAAAGACGAAACACGAAUGAAACUGUCAGCGCCCGGUUGAGUAAUCACCGAAAGAAGCCUGCUCUCGAUGCCGUUCUCAAAAGUGCUCGCCAUGAGUAUGAUGCCAGAGUGGUCGCAACCUGUCCAUUUCCGAACACCAGCCAGCAAGAGGGUAUUGCUAGAUCAUGUUUGGAGAAAACUGACAUCAGUGCGAUAUACAGUUCUGACAAGUCCUGUCUGCAGAGCGUCUUCCGGAAAGUCAAUAACGUCUGCGGCGAAUUGAUUCGUUCGAACGUUCGGAAAUCUGUCCAGCAGACAUACGGUUUCAGCAUGUUAAAUGGCACCAAAAAGAAUGAGUCCUUGUAUCGACGACUUGUGGAAGACUAUGCUUAUGUUUAUAAGGACCCCACCAAACGGACAGGGAUUUUUGAAAACUCCAUUAUUCAGGGUAUCCUCAAAUUCUUCCUUACACAAUCAAACAUGAGACCCUUCCUCCUUGCUUCCAACAGCAUCUUUAACCCGAUACCACGCGAAACUAUAGCCUUCAUCCUUACAUUGGUGAAAUUCUGCCUUAGUGAGUGGCAGACUGGUGUCCAUAAGAAAACCAAGUUCUAUCGAAUUAAAAAUGUCGGGAGCUAUGAAAGGCUGCUGAAUGUCCUGGAAGGCUGGGAGAAACAUCGCCGAGAGAGCUCAAUGAAAAUCCGGACUAAUCUUUAUACAAUGAUAUGUGCCUGCAUUGAAGAUGAACCAGUUGAAGUUUGA